Molecule: messenger RNA, 759 nt
Organism: Drechmeria coniospora
Lineage: Eukaryota; Fungi; Ascomycota; Sordariomycetes; Hypocreales; Ophiocordycipitaceae
Exons: 1
Coding region: 1-759 (252 amino acids)
Biological process (GO): ribosomal small subunit assembly; translation; maturation of SSU-rRNA from tricistronic rRNA transcript (SSU-rRNA, 5.8S rRNA, LSU-rRNA)
Cellular component (GO): ribosome; mitochondrial small ribosomal subunit
Molecular function (GO): mRNA 5'-UTR binding; structural constituent of ribosome; small ribosomal subunit rRNA binding
Source: RefSeq, a predicted model, not a curated record
AUGGACAUUUCACAACUGAAGCUUCCGUUCAAUGCGAGCACAAUGAAGCGACCAUUGACGAGUUGUCUGGCGGCACGGCCUCUAUUCCUCCCCGGCGAGGCUGUAGCGCCUAAACACGCUUUCUGGAAAGCACGAUGUCUGUCUCAAACGAGCAUACGAUGGGAGGACGAUAAGCCCAAGCGAGUACAGGCACGGCCAAAGACGGAGUCGUUGCUCGAAAACAUCUACGGCUCCUCGCAGACGGCCCGCGGCAAAAGCUCGCAGCAGCCGAACGCCAUGUCGGACCUAUCGCAGAGCAUGGUCUUUCAGGCCCUCAACAAAUCGAAUAUCGAUACGAGCGCGCUCUCGGGCAAGCCUGUCCCACCUGCACAAGCCAAGGAAGAUGAGUUGGAACCAUAUCACUUUCAUAUUUUUUCCCACAAGCACAACACACACAUCACCUGCUCCAAACCUAACCGAGAGCCCAUCAUAUCCAUGUCCUGCGGCAAUAUUGGCUUCAAGAAGUCACGACGGGGGACCUUCGACUCGGCUUAUUCAUUGACGAAAUAUGUGCUGGAGCGACUCAUCCACACAGGGUGGCCCAUGAAGAUCAGGCGCUUGGAACUGGUGCUGCGAGGAUUUGGGCAGGGGCGAGAGGCAGCGGUCAAAGUUUUGAUGAGCCCCGAGGGCAAGGUCUUUCGCGACAAGAUUGUACGCGUUGCCGACUCCACACGCAUCAAGUUUGGAGGAACGAGAAGCGAGAAGCCGCGGCGUCUAUAG